AUGUUCAAAGCUGAGGAAUAUGUGAAAGGUUUCACCAAGUUAGAUAGUUUGAAUUGUCAAAAAAGUAUAAUCGGCAAUGCUGAAAAAGCAUAUGACCCGCAAACCCUUAGACAAAAAACUCGUUCGCUGCAACCCUAUAGUCAUGGAGCCGGUCCUUACACUGCCACGCAGCCGCGGAGCCCAAAUCCCCAAAGCCUCGGAGCCUACUCAUCGCACAACACAGGGCCUCCUGCACUGCUGCCACAGCCGCGGAGCUUAACAGAUACAUAA
Messenger RNA from Ambispora leptoticha, 270 nucleotides. The record is from the annotation of a GenBank genome assembly. Lineage: Eukaryota; Fungi; Glomeromycota; Glomeromycetes; Archaeosporales; Ambisporaceae.